Messenger RNA from Suillus bovinus, 546 nucleotides. RefSeq lists its product as uncharacterized. The coding region runs from base 23 to 373 and encodes 116 amino acids. The record is from RefSeq and is a predicted model, not a curated record. Lineage: Eukaryota; Fungi; Basidiomycota; Agaricomycetes; Boletales; Suillaceae. The transcript is spliced from 2 exons.
UCCAGGUCACCCUCCACCAUCCAUGUCGUCCAGUUGUCAGUGCAAAGUCUUCGUUAUCCUUCUUCCCCAGAUCAUCCAGCAGUGGUUACCUAAAUUCUGGGUCCUCCGGAAAUUCGAACAGCACCUCUCAACCUAUCUGUUCAACGAGCUACAUCACUCAAUACCAUACACUUGGCCUUCUUGUGGGGGCAGGUCUGGUGCAGGCACGACACUUGAAAACUCCAUGGCCCUUUGCAUGCUUAUUCGGUAUGCUGCGAAGGUGAGGGAGGAAGAUCCCAAGUACGUCUUUAGUUUCUGCAAGGCCCAUGAUAUGGUGAGCAGGAGCGGCUUGCAUGUGGGUAGGAGAUGCUCAAUGGGGCUUGCAUGUGGGUAGGGGGUGCUCGGCCACUGAUGUGGGUUUCGCGAGAGCAGCUCGCAUGUACUGAGGUGCUGAGAUGAUGGAUAUGUCAUUGCUCGUGGUCGAGAUUUUAGUGUUCUUUAGUUGAAAACAAUGAUAUUGCAUACUGAACGCGCAUUAUGUGGUACUUUGCCAGAUCAAUGAACCAU